AUGGUUGUAGAUCGGAUGGACGAACUGAAGCAGCGAGCGGAGCGGAGCCUUCUAUGGGAGCACGAAAGUGCAGGAAAUGUCUUCCUCGAAAGAGGCACGCCUUCUCAUGAUUGGUACAAAGAUGUUGUCCAGCUGAUCAGCAGUCGAUUCCACCUCAAAGAGUUCCAUCCUUUAAGCCUCAAAGGCGUUCAAGUGAAGGCAGUCACGAAAAUCCACAACCGGCUUCUUGAACUGCGCUUCAAUGAACACCACGGUAGACUAGUCGAAGGUGGCGGGGCGCGGAGCGAAGUUUUAUUCUACGGAGUUGACCCGGCGGCGCCUCAGGAGGUGCACUGUUCCUUCUUCAAGACAGAGAUGUCGAGUGCCGGAGCUCGCGAGGUUUUGCGGGCCAACGAAGAGUGGAAUCUGUUCACUGAGGACGGCUGCGUGACCGCUGAAGGCAUGGACUGGGUGUUUGAGAAAGAUGCCAUGUUGUUUCCCCCCGGCGAACUCCUCAUUUGUCGCGCCAUCAUCCACGAGCCGACUCUGAGUUGCUUAAUGGUAGACGACGACCAUGUUUGCGGGCCGUCAGUGCUGUGGCAAAAGAAGCCCAUAGACAGCCUUGUUUCCUACACAGAUGCGACGGAGGAGGAUGACGAUGAAGAUGAGGACGGGAUCCGGCGAAAGACUCCCCCACAGGCACACCGCUCCACAGCAAGCUACAGGUACAGGGAAGGCCGCCCACAUGACAAGUACUGGUGGAUUCUAAGUCCUGAUGUGGUCCUUCCUCUCUAUCACGUGGUCAUCGAGUACGUCACGGAGAAGCGCAGUUUCGGAUUGCCCUGGAGCGGCCGCCUCUUGCACAGCGAAAUGAGGGACGCUGAGCGACUCGACAGCCGCUCCUCAGCUGCGGCUCAGUCGCCUCCCUGGUCCUCAGCAGAUACUCCCUCCCGACGUGGUCCGCUCGGUCCCGCCGCAUGCUCGGCUGACGGAUGUGCGGAGGAGCACGUGACAGUGGGCGAGUUUUUAGAAAUUCUCAAAAGCCAGAAUUCCUUGUCGCAGCGACUAAGUCAAACGGAACCUUCUGCCUUCGGAAAUAGGCCUGCCUACCGAACCCAACGCCCGCCGCUCGGAGGACGCGGCGUGUUGGAUGACGAGACACUGUGGGGUCCGGAUGGGGAAGAACUUCGCAGAUUGUUGAACGUGAACUCACCGAAUGACUUCAGGAGCAUGACGGCGAUCACACUGCCUGACGCUGGUCUGCUUGCGAUCGAACCGUCAUUUCUGCAGAGGGCGUGCGAGCUGAGAGAGCUUCGGCUGCCGUGGAACAGGAUUAAAUCCUUUGAAGACAUUUUCCCUUGCAGUGGAGAUCCGCCUCCUCUCUUUCCCAGGCUCACGGUGCUUGACGUCUCGUUCAAUGAGAUCAAGGAGGUUCCCGCCUUCAUCUGGGCUCCAGAACUCCAUACUCUCGAUCUCUCCUUCAACGAAGUUUCUGACUUCCAGAGCAUUACAGUUAUCGCCAGACGUGCCCCGAAUAUCCGGGAUUUGCGGAUGAAAGGGAACCCAGUGGACUGCGUUGAAUCUGCCCGGGAGGCGUUUUGCAGCGCUCUGCCGCGUCUCUCGAGCCUCGAUGAGGAGUCCGUUGGCUUUCGGAAAACUGCUGCCAAAAACAGAGCGCGACUGACCAUCACUUCGCUGGCCUCUCAGUCAGCGGUUUCUACGGACGACUUGCUGCCUUUCUGCUCCCUGUGUCCACCGGCAAUGGGCGUGAGCGCGCGGCACCCAGAGGAGCACCUGCUCUCCUCGCAUGCACUUUUAUCUGUCACGAGGGCGCUCGAGCUCAAGGCUUCCUACGACUCACAAGAAGCCGAGCCCGAUUCGCUUCGCCACGCUCCAGGCGCUGCAUGCGGUUGUAAGGAGACAGCACGCGUUGGAGAUGAAACGGACGAUAUGCAUCCCAUCCUGGGGUUUGGCCCUUUGGCGCGCAACUCCUUGCAAGGCAUCAGUCGAACAAACUGGCCAGAAAAAGUUGACUGCAUCGAAUUACCAGGCCAGAAGCUGACAACAAUUCCUGACUUGCGUGUCCUCCGAAAUCUCCGAAGGGCUGUGUUAAGCCAUAACAAGCUUACCUCUCUUCAGCCUCUACUUGCGUGCGCGAAGCUGGAGACUGUGAUUGCUUCCGACAACCUCCUCGUCGACCUUGGAGAGCUGUAUCAGCUGGAGGAGCUUCGGCAUCUCGAUGUCGCGCAGAACGUCAUAAAGGAAUUUCCAUGCUCACUGGCGGCGCCCCGGAAGCUUGGUUUUCUUGCACUGGAGAACAACCUCAUCGAACAUGUGUCCAACCUCGAGGGCUUUGAGAGCCUCACCCAGCUCUUCCUGUCGAAUAACCGACUUUCAGACUUCCGGUCGAUCAUUCAUUUGGGAAGCCGUGGCGGGCUGAAAGUCCUUGACCUGGCGGGGAAUCCCCUCUGCAUGCUUCCAGACUAUCGGGACUACACGCUGUAUCUGUUGAGCGGUCUGAAGAUCCUCGACGGCACUGCUGUAAACUCGAAACAUCAGGUCCACAUUCGGGAGGCCUUCUCGGGAAAGCUGACCGCGGAGUUGCUGGAGCAGCUCCUCGGCAGUGCGCCUCCCUACGCGGCGGAAUCUGUGGACCUGGGUGAUCGCAAUCUCCGAGAUCUUGGAGACGUCAUCACUUCGUCCAACUUCCCGAACCUUACGGAGAUGAAUCUGGACGGGAACUUGUUGACAAGCAUCGCUGGUGUUGGUCAGCUUCGCAAGUUGGAGGUUCUCUGCAUCAACCGCAACCGCAUGGAGAUCCGAGGACGCAGCCUAGGCGACGCAUGGAACGGCACGCGGCCUUUCCCGAAUCUUCAGCGACUGGAGCUGAGCUACAACUGCAUCACUGACUGCAGAGAUCUACAGAGUUACCGAUGGGAACGACUGACGGUCUUGCACCUGGCCGGUAACGCGAUAUCCAGCGCUGAGGGAUUCGGAGAGUUGCAUGCGCUGCGAGAGCUGGAUCUGAGUCACAACAAGAUUCGUCGGUGCCUUCCGGGCAGUUUUCAGAAGCUGAAACGCCUGGAACGGCUGGACCUCGAACGGAACGGUCUCAAGUAUGCAUCUGUCCUAUUUGAUGUCACAGGGUCGGGUUUUUCAAACGCAGGGAUAUGUGCCUCAUACGCCUUCGAAAUUGCCAUCAGGUUCUACGGCAAUCCAGCCAGCGGAGUCGCCUCGUACCGAGUCCACGUGCUCCACUACGUACCGCACUUGGCGGAGUUAGAUUCGAAGCCGCCCACAACCGACGAGCUGGCAGAGGCUGAGCUCAUCAGUUUGCGACGACGAAUCAAGCAGCAACAGUCCAUGCCCACGGCUAGCGCUCCAGCAGUGUCGACUGCUUCGAGGACGAAAAAGAACAGAGUUUCUCUCCAGGUUCUGCAUCUGGACGUGGAACAAAACCCCCAUCCGCGCCCCAGUUUAACGCUGUCAUCAGUCAGUAAGGUGGAGCACGGCACCUCGGAAAGUGUUGUACCUUCCACCGCCCUUCGAUGA
This is a messenger RNA of Neospora caninum, 3531 nucleotides long. Its product is annotated as Cell wall surface anchor family protein, related. The transcript has 18 exons. The coding region runs from base 1 to 3531 and encodes 1176 amino acids. Gene Ontology annotation, molecular function: protein binding. The record is from RefSeq and is a predicted model, not a curated record. Lineage: Eukaryota; Apicomplexa; Conoidasida; Eucoccidiorida; Sarcocystidae. Gene Ontology annotation, cellular component: cytoplasm.